AUUAUCUAUUAAACAAUGAAGAUGGUUUUGAUAUCGAUUCUUUUCAUGUAAGCUUAUAGUCUUAGAAUCACUAAUCCAAAUGUAACAGUAAUAGAUGAGACAUUUACUACAAACAGCUUUUACAGAUAAGUGUCUGAAAAUAUCGAAAUUCCUUAUGGAGCGUAUAUAUAAUCCAUAUCAUUAUAGUUAUCCAGGGGUAUUUGCGAUAGACUUACAUUAAAGAGUAAAAGGAGAGAUUAGCAAUUAAAGCAUUAAUUUAGGAGAUUUUGAGAAGGUAGAGGAAGAUAUUUUAGAAGAAGAUGGUUGUUUUUCAAUUUAGAGGAACAUUGAAAUAAGUUUAAAAUUGAAACUUUGGCUUGAUAAGAGUGGAUUAACAAGGGAUAUAUAUUGUACUGAUGUUGCAUUGGCUGAAGAUUUUAAGAAGGCUUAUGUUGUUAGAAAUGACUUUAUAAUUAUUUAAGUAGAUUUGAAUUAGGGAUUAUAUAUAAUAUAGCUUGAACCUUAUAAAUUUUCAUUUGCAGAAUUACUUAAUUAUGAUGACGAAAAUAAUGAUUACCAUCCUUAUUUAGUCAGAGACAAAAAAUCAAAUAAGAUUUUUAUAUUCACUACAAAUGGGGGUGUGAGUUUUGAUAGUGGGAAUGGGUCUGAUAUAUAAUUUAAAAUUGAAUAAGAAAUCAAAAAAAGAGAUUAAAUCUAUAAUGUUCAUUAUAAUGAAAAACAUUAAUUAAUUUUUGUGGCAUGUGGUUAUGAAGGUGUAGAUAUAUAUAAAAUAAAUGAUGGUGGAACAUUACAAUUAUUAUAAGAUAUUUCUACGAAAUAGUUAUAAGUUGAAAGUUAAAUAGUUGAUGUGAAUAGUAAUGGAGAAGAUGGUUUAUAUGUAUUAGAUAAAGAGAAAGGGUUAAAGUUUUAUAGGAUUAGAAAUUUAAUGCUGGUUGAAUAUGAAUUCACAGUUACUAUUUCUAAUGGAUAAAGUUUUGAUUUUUAUGAGAAUACAUUUUUUAUUGUUGCAAAAACAAUUAAUAAGUAAGAUAUUGCUGUUGAAGUCUUUGUUAAUUAAGUAAGUUAAGAAUAUUACAUAAAUAAUUAUUUUUAUGAUUAAAUGACAAUAAAUGACGUAAAUGUAUUUUAAUAUUAUGCUGUCUUGAUUGGAGAUGAUGGUCAUUAGAUAAUAUAUCACUCAAUUUAUUAAGGUAUAAAUUAAUAUAAUAAAAUCAAGGAUUUUUAAAUGAAAAUUUAAUAUCUCAUACAACAUUCUAUUAACAACAUUUGAUAAAAGUUUAGGAGUAUGGAUUUGAAGGACAGGAAUGGUCAAAUUAAAGAAUAUUUGCAGCUAUUAGUAAAUAUGAAUUCUAGUUGAUAAAUAUCAUAAUGAAUAAUCCUAAGAUUGAAUGUAAAUACAGUGAUGUAGGAGCAAGAUAAUUUUAUGUCUAGAUAAAUUCUACAAAUUGCGUACAAAAAGAUAAUCAAAAUAAUUUAAAUUAUCAAUUUACUUUAUGUAAUAUAUCUCAUUCAUUUACAUUUACAACAACAGAGGUAGAUUAAAAAUUUAUAAUUAUUAGUUACCAGGAAAUUAUAAUACAUAUGCAUAUUAUACACUAACUAUAUAUGUAUUAAUAGUACUUGGUAUUUGGUUAAUAGUCCUUUUUUACUAUUUAAUAAAGAAGUGGGGAUAUAAAAUAAAAUACUUAAUUUGGAGAAAGAAAAUUGUUGAUGCAACAGCUCCUUAUAAUGAAAAUUUUGAUGUAAAAGAAACAGAAUUACCACAAACAUCAAAAUAACAAUGAAAUUGACAUUUAUAAAUAAUAUAUAUAAUGUAUCUCAAAC
Messenger RNA from Paramecium sonneborni, 1824 nucleotides. The record is from the annotation of a GenBank genome assembly. Lineage: Eukaryota; Ciliophora; Oligohymenophorea; Peniculida; Parameciidae.